Populus nigra (black poplar) is the source of this 1734-nucleotide messenger RNA. Its product is annotated as tubulin beta-5 chain-like. The transcript has 3 exons. Gene Ontology annotation, molecular function: GTP binding; structural constituent of cytoskeleton; GTPase activity. Gene Ontology annotation, biological process: mitotic cell cycle; microtubule cytoskeleton organization. Gene Ontology annotation, cellular component: cytoplasm; microtubule. Lineage: Eukaryota; Viridiplantae; Streptophyta; Magnoliopsida; Malpighiales; Salicaceae. The record is from RefSeq and is a predicted model, not a curated record. Bases 76 to 1410 code for a protein of 444 amino acids.
AGAGAGUUGUCUGUUAUAAUAUCUACAUCUUGUGCCCAUUUUGCCCUUGGACUGCAAACAUCCUCUUAGGCCAGUAUGCGUGAAAUUCUUCACAUUCAAGGAGGGCAAUGCGGGAACCAAAUUGGAUCAAAAUUCUGGGAGGUGGUCUGUGAUGAGCAUGGCAUUGAUCCCACCGGCCGGUACGUCGGAAAUUCGGAGUUACAGCUAGAGAGAGUGAAUGUAUAUUACAAUGAGGUUAGUAACGGCCGGUAUGUGCCACGGGGUGUGCUUAUGGACCUUGAGCCUGGCACUAUGGACAGUAUCAAGACCGGUCCAUAUGGGCAGAUUUUCCGGCCUGAUAACUUCGUUUUUGGGCAAUCUGGGGCAGGAAACAAUUGGGCUAAAGGCCAUUACACUGAGGGUGCUGAGCUGAUUGAUUCAGUCCUUGAUGUUGUCAGGAAAGAGGCUGAGAAUUGUGACUGCUUACAAGGAUUUCAAGUAUGUCAUUCCCUAGGAGGAGGCACUGGGUCUGGAAUGGGAACUUUGCUCAUCUCAAAAAUCAGAGAAGAGUAUCCAGAUAGAAUGAUGCUCACAUUCUCUGUGUUCCCAUCUCCCAAAGUGUCAGACACGGUUGUGGAGCCAUACAAUGCUACCCUCUCUGUUCAUCAACUGGUGGAGAAUGCUGACGAAUGUAUGGUUCUUGAUAAUGAAGCACUCUAUGAUAUUUGCUUCAGGACUCUCAAGCUCACUACCCCAAGCUUUGGAGACUUGAAUCAUCUGAUUUCAGGAACAAUGAGUGGUGUUACUUGUUGCUUGCGCUUUCCGGGUCAGCUUAACUCAGACCUGAGAAAACUAGCUGUGAACUUAAUCCCGUUUCCGAGGCUUCACUUCUUCAUGGUGGGGUUUGCUCCUCUGACAUCUAGAGGAUCACAGCAGUACCUUUCUAUCACUGUCCCUGAGCUGACCCAACAAAUGUGGGAUGCCAAGAACAUGAUGUGUGCAGCUGAUCCUCGACAUGGGCGUUACCUCACAGCAUCAGCUAUGUUUAGAGGCAAAAUGAGCACCAAAGAAGUCGAUGAGCAAAUGAUCAAUGCGCAGAACAAAAACUCCUCUUAUUUUGUGGAAUGGAUACCAAACAAUGUCAAGUCUAGUGUCUGUGAUAUCCCACCAAAUGGGCUUUCAAUGGCUUCAACUUUCAUAGGCAAUUCAACUUCCAUACAGGAGAUGUUUAGGAGAGUGAGUGAGCAGUUCACGGCAAUGUUUAGGAGAAAGGCCUUCUUGCACUGGUACACAGGGGAAGGAAUGGAUGAAAUGGAGUUCACUGAAGCUGAGAGCAAUAUGAAUGAUCUUGUGGCCGAGUACCAACAGUACCAGGAUGCCACUGCUGAAGAAGAAAUUGAGUAUGAGGAGGAGGAUGGAGUUGAAAACUGAAGGUGUUCGGUUAUUUUGCUGCUUCAUAUGUUACGUUCUGCAGUAAAUCGAUAGGUUUUUGUUUUCUCAUUUGAAGUCUUAUGACGAUGAUAGUGAAUAUUUUUCUGAUUUAAACGAGCCCUAGGAAUGGCUCUCUCUAUAAGAACGAAGGCAUUGCUGCAGUGCUGCUCUGCUUAAGCCACUCUAGUAACUUGCUUUAACAGAACAAGGCAUAAAGCCUCUUGUAUGAUCAGUCUCAGACUUCUGUGUUUUUUUGUUUACAACUUACUUUGAUUAGAAAAAUGUAGAACUAGGUGAUGAUUUUGCCUAGAUUCUUCAACUCAA